Aspergillus niger is the source of this 885-nucleotide messenger RNA. RefSeq lists its product as uncharacterized. Bases 1 to 885 code for a protein of 294 amino acids. The record is from RefSeq and is a predicted model, not a curated record. Gene Ontology annotation, cellular component: cytoplasm; nucleus. Gene Ontology annotation, biological process: protein phosphorylation. Lineage: Eukaryota; Fungi; Ascomycota; Eurotiomycetes; Eurotiales; Aspergillaceae. Gene Ontology annotation, molecular function: cyclin-dependent protein serine/threonine kinase activity; ATP binding. The transcript is spliced from 3 exons.
AUGUUUUCAUUCCCUCACCAGGGUUCCUUCAAGAAAUUGGAGAAGUUGGGCCAGGGAACGUAUGCAACGGUUUACAAAGGACGCAAUCGCGAGACGAAUGAAUUAGUGGCCUUGAAAGAAAUCAACCUCGAUGCUGAGGAAGGCGCACCCUCAACGGCUAUCCGGGAAGUCUCAUUGCUGAGACGUCUUACACAUGAGAAUAUCUUGACCUUGCACGAUGUAAUAAAUGUUGAAGACAAAUUGGUGCUGGUGUUUGAAUACAUGGAUAAGGACCUCAAGCGCUACAUUGACACUCAUGGGGGCCCCCUCGAUGCCGCCACGGCCAAGUCCUUCGUCUACCAAUUGCUGCGCGGUGUUUCUUUCUGUCACGAGAACGGCAUCCUACAUCGAGACCUGAAGCCCGAGAACCUACUACUCAAUCAGGAUGGACGACUAAAACUUGCUGAUUUUGGACUUGGCCGUGCGUUCGGUAUCCCCAUCAGCAAAUUUUCGAGUGACGUGGUCACUCUUUGGUACCGUCCUCCAGAUGUGCUGCUCGGAAGUCGCACGUACACGACCAGCAUAGACAUCUGGUCCGUCGGAUGUAUCAUGGCGGAAAUAUAUACAGGUUCUGCAUUAUUUACUGGAACAACAAAUGCGGAUCAACUGUUGAAGAUCUUCAAUAUUAUGGGCACACCAACCGAGCUCACCUGGCCAGGCGUCAGUCAGUUGCCCGAAUACAGAAACGAUUUCCCGCCUUGCUCCCCACAAAGUCUGCAACAACUUAUACCGUCAUUAGACCCUGUAGGGAUUGACCUCCUGGGACGCAUGUUGCAAUUAUGCCCAGAAGCACGCAUCAGCGCCACUGAUGCUUUGAAUCACCCCUGGUUCCAGGGUUUUACUUAG